AUGAAUUGCUAUAAAGGUGUUCAACUUCUUUUAAAGGAAUUGGCAGAUCCAAAUGUAACAGAUCACGAGUGCAAGACUCCACUACAUUUUGCUGCAGACAAUCCUUUCAGCAGUGCAACUACCACUCUUCUCUUAAAGGCAGGCUGCGACCCAAAUCAACAAGACAACCUUGGAAAAACACCCCUUCAUUAUGCCGCUGGGUGCAGUGACAGUACUGCCGUACUUUUGGAGAAUAAUGCGAAACCAGGUGUGACAGAUGGACUUGGUAGGACUGCUCUUCACUAUGCAGCAGAGAAAAGCAACGCUGAACAUUUGAAGCUCAUGCUGCUUAAUGGGGCUGAUCCAUGUGCCAAGGACAAAUUUGGCAAAACAGCUCUUCACUAUGCCUCUCAUGCAGAUUACAGAAUUUGGAGUGACCACCCUAAUUCUGCAGAUGAGACUAGAAGGGAAAGUGUUCAACUUCUCUUGGAGAAAGGAAGUAACCCUGGCAUACGAGAUCAAGAUGGAAAGACUGCUCUUCACUAUUUAGCAGAGAAGCAAGGCUGUGAAUGUAUAACUCUAGCAUUGGCCAAAGGUGCUGACCCAUGUAAGCAAGACAAACAAGGCAAAACAGCUCUGCAUUAUGCUUCACAACUACCCAAUAGUGAGUCUGUGCAGCUGCUAUUGGAAACAGGUGCUGAUGUAUCAAUAAGGGACGAACAUGGCAAAACAGCUCUUCAUGAUGCAGCAAAACAUGGAAACGUGAAAACCGUAUCAUUACUCCUGAAUCAAGGAGCUGAUAAAUGUGCCUUAGAUGAACAAGGAAUGUCACCUCUCCAAUAUGCAGUGACACGAAGAGUCUGUGUUAUUGCUAAACCUCUCAUGGACCACGGCUCUGAUGUGAAUUUACUGAGUUAUUGCGGGAAGACAACUCUCCACUAUGCAGCAGAAAAAGGAUGUUCAGACAGUAUUAAGCUGUUGUUACAGAGAGGCGCCAAUCUUAAUAAACUAGAUGGGCAAGGCAGGAUGCCACUUCAUUGUGCAGCACUUGCGACUGAAGGCUGGUGUACUCGUAAUGUAGAGACACUCUUACGCUUAGGUGCUGAUCCAUCUGCUCAAGACAAAGAGGGAAGGACGGCUCUUCAUUACGCGGCUCAAAGUGAAAAUCAUAGAGCUGUGAAACAGAUUUUAAAGAAAUCUGACGUUGCAAGGAUAAAAGACCAAGAGGGAAAGCUAGCUCUUGACUUUGCGAAAGAGACUGGUAACAUUGAGAUUGCGAACCUGUUCAAAGAUCUAGCUAAAAGUACUAGCUCUGCAAGGUGA
Messenger RNA from Haliotis rubra (blacklip abalone), 1302 nucleotides. Its product is annotated as serine/threonine-protein phosphatase 6 regulatory ankyrin repeat subunit B-like. The record is from RefSeq and is a predicted model, not a curated record. The coding region runs from base 1 to 1302 and encodes 433 amino acids. Lineage: Eukaryota; Metazoa; Mollusca; Gastropoda; Lepetellida; Haliotidae. Gene Ontology annotation, molecular function: protein binding. The transcript has a single exon.